CCGGGAAUGCUGGGUUGUUUACAUUACUGGCACACGGGUCAGCGGUGUGGCGAUGAAGGAAAGGGGGGUCGGCCUCGUAGUGAAAGAGAAGUCCGUCUGAAAACACGUACACAUCCCACGACUGACUCAACAGAAACGUCGCUCUCUGGGGGAGAAAAGAGGGAGAGAAAGAGGGAGAGAGAAAAACUUUUUUUUUUUGAGAGCAAAGUGCCACGCAAGAAGAGAGGCCCGUCGAGUUAUUUUUUUAUCAUUUUUUUUUUUGUUAUUGCCUCGACCUUGGAAAGAAAGGGAAAGUCAAAACAAAAGACGACCGCCAUAGUCACCAGGAGAAGGUCCCAGGGUGAAGAAGAAGAAGGAACAGCUUAGCAACAGAGUCCCACUUCCUGAGGUGUGCAGGAUCAAGCUCCUAACACCAUGGAUAUGGACACGCAGCCACAGGGGCAGCAGGCGGCCGUGCCCGUGUUUCAGCAGCAGAAACCGUUGCAGCCAGACAUGGGCCAUAAUUCGCUGGCCAACUUCCAGAUUGAGAAGAAGAUCGGACGCGGCCAGUUCAGCGAGGUGUACCGAGCCCGAUACCUGUUAGACAACACGUCGGUGGCCCUGAAGAAAGUUCAGAUAUUCGACUUGAUGGAUGCCAAAGCUCGGCAAGAUUGCAUCAAAGAGAUAGAUCUCCUUAAGCAAUUGAACCACCCCAAUGUUAUAAAGUACCAUGCUUCUUUUAUCGAGGACAAUGAGCUGAACAUAGUGCUGGAGCUAGCAGAUGCCGGGGACCUCUCUCGUAUGAUCAAGCACUUUAAGAAGCAGAGGAGGCUAAUCCCAGAGAGGACGGUGUGGAAAUACUUUGUCCAGCUCUGCAGCGCACUUGAACAUAUGCACUCCCGGAGAGUCAUGCACAGAGAUAUCAAACCAGCCAAUGUAUUCAUCACAGCGACUGGAGUAGUCAAACUAGGAGACUUGGGACUGGGACGGUUCUUCAGCUCCAAAACAACCGCUGCUCACUCACUAGUGGGUACUCCUUACUACAUGUCACCGGAGAGGAUACAUGAAAACGGCUACAACUUCAAAUCUGACAUCUGGUCGCUAGGAUGCCUGCUGUACGAGAUGGCAGCCUUACAGAGCCCGUUCUAUGGGGAUAAGAUGAACCUCUACUCCCUUUGUAAGAAGAUAGAACAGUGUGACUACCCCCCACUUCCCUCAGAUCACUAUUCAGAGGAGCUGAGGAAAUUGGUAGAUAUGUGCAUCAACCCCGACCCAGAGAAGAGGCCGGACAUCGCGUACGUGUACGACAUCGCCAAACAAAUGCAGCAUGUGACGCAGGGCAUCUGAAGCCCUCCAGGGUUACACACACUAUGCCUCGCAGAAAACUCCUCCCCAUCGUCCCUACUUGCUUUUCAUGCUGGACUCAUAACACAUCUGUCAGAUUUUUUUUUUUUUUUUUUUUUUACAAAAACUUGAGAGUUUAUCUCCUUGUAAUAAGUAGUGCAUGUAACAGUAAUGGUACAGUCUAUAAUCUGACCCAAACCCUUUUUUUUUUUUUUUUUUUCCUGUAAAGGUUAUAGAGAAUAUACUUUAUUUUUUUUCUGGAGUACCCAUUCCUUUACACUUCAGCAAUGUUAUCACACAUUUAAAAUCAGUGUAUUGUUGUGUUGUUGGCUUCAAAGCACGUCCUCUGUCCAUGCAGCCGAACGAAGCCAAGGCAAGAAGAUUACAAUGUUCAGUGUUCAACGGUUUCAAAUGUUAUUUCUAGCAGGCUUUCCAUGUGUCACAUUAGUUAGCAAACGGCACAAAAAAAAAAACAAGAACGAAAAUGAAAACCUUGAGCUAAAAUUAAAGUGAAGAGCAGCAAAAUCUCAGACGUAACACGGCGUGCUGCACUUUUUUACCCUGGUACUGGAAGGGUGAUCAUGUCUAAUGAAUGUAUUAGAAAAGGAAGGAUUAUUUAGAAGGUAGACUAGAGCAGUGCUAGGGGGAGAACACGGGCAAAUGUCUUCGCAACACAUUGAAUGUAAGUCAUUUUGACAUCUGUGUAUUGUCUUUGAAAAAGUCAGGACGCCUCUGUUUUUUGACAGCCUGCUUGGCAUGAAAGCAGUCGUACAUGUGCUGUUUACCUUAGUCACUGACAUCAAAAUAUUCCCCUUCUUUUUUUUCUCGGUUCAACUUGAGCACGGCUUUUCUUCCCCGUGGUCCGGUGGAUGCAUCUGACGCACCAGAGAGAGGCGGUCUAACUAAACAAGGGGUUGUUAACGUUGCUGUGUAGGUUGCAGUGUCUUCUGUUUGUCUCUUUUAAAAAAUAACAAAAACGACAUGAGAGGUACUUUCCCCACUGAGGCUGUCCACUCUGGAAAUACGUCGCGGUUUGCCCCGACAUGUGUCCUCAGUUUAGAGGAAAGUCACACGCAGAAAGCAGCUCAUAUUAUGUAAAAGUAUCUUUUAUGAAAAAUAUGUCAAACAGAAAGAAAGAAAGAAAGAAAGAAAGCACCAAUGGGGCGAACUUUACUGUACAUAGGGAAGAAUAAAACUUCCACUGUAUAAAUAGAGGGUUUUAAAGACCUUUUAUUCAUUUGGAAGGUGGGAACGAUGAUAUACAUACAGUAUAAUAUAUGUAUAUGUAUUUUUUUUUUUUUUUUUUUUUUGGCAGGUUUUCAGUGGGUCAAAAAAGACCAGCACUGAGAACCACAGGUUUACAUUAUGACAGUGGGCCUGUUCAGACCUCGCCUUAAGAGCCGAUCUGGGCCGUCCGACCGCGAGUAACUGACUUUAGGUAAAAACCCCGACUUAUCUCAGAUGGAUCUCUACCGCUGCUCCACAGCCGAGGACAUUGUGCGCGUGCGUUAUGACUUUGGCUUCACACGUUUAUAACUCCGACCCUGGAACCUUAAUCUCCGUUAACACAGGAAACACUUAAACACCUGCCGCUCCUUGUACAUCAGCGCGACCACAUUAACAAAUAACACAGAAUCACACUCGCGUACUUCGUUAGUCUAAUAGAGUAAUUGACUACCUCCUGGUAAAAAAUUUGCAAAAACUUUAGUAUUUUUUAUUGAUAUUGUAACAGUAAGUCAAAACAAAAAAUGACUUGGGAAAUUAUGCUAUGAGGUUAACAUUUUUGCAAAUUAAUGAAUUUAAUGAAUGACACAAAACUCCGCUGACACACACACACACACACACACACACACACACACACAUAUACACACACAUAUACAUAUAUAUGUGUAUGUAUAUGUAUAAGUAUAAUAUCACACUACUCAAGGAAUCUGAAUGUAAAUGUGAUCAGAUCAGAGAUCAGAUCCCUAUUAGGUGCUCAGAUCUUGAUCCGCGGUCUGAACGGGCCCAGUGACUCCCCUAUCGAAGGUGUAGUAGGUAAACGAUGAUUGAUAGCGGUUUAUUUCAGUGUCUUAUGAAUUCUUUUUUUUUUUUUUUUUUUUUUUGUUAAAUCAAAUAGCCUGUUAACCCGUCAUUCAAUUUGAACUCCAAAUGUUGUUCUGUUAACAUUUAGUACUAUUAACAUGUGUUAUACAUAAAAGCAAAGCUUUAUGGGUGCAACGAAAAUGUAAGUUAUUUUGUUUUGCCUAACAGAAGAUUUUUAGUAUGUUGUUUGUUUGGGACUUGCAAAUACAGAGUUUGCAGUUUUUGUUUUUCAGUCGUUAUACCUUGUCCUUGGAUGUUGUUCCUAUGUGUCGCCUUUAAUUCACACGACAUUUCUUUUUGUUAAUCUUCUGUUUCUAUGCUUUCUGAAUAAGAUAAACUGCAUAGCACCAAAUCAUUUCAGUAUUUCAUGGAUUUUCAGGGGGAGCUAUUGCUUUAAAGCACUUUUUUUAAAGACAUUUCUAUUUUUAAAGCUUUACAGAGUUUAAAACUAUGGUAGUGUUUAACAACGGAAUACCAGAAUAGAUGGUUUAGGAGAAAUUGUCUGUUUUUUUUUAUCCCCCUCGUAUUUAAUUAAAGCACCUGGUGCAUUCGUAUUGGCUUCGAAAUGCAUUUACUUUACAUCGAAGGCCUUUCACUGCACCAAAGCACCGUAGUGAUAGAGUCUAUCUCUGCAAUUAAGGUUGUUGUUUACAAGCAGAAGCAGAGACUAAGGAUGUUUAAUACAGAGUGCUCUGUCACUUUAAGGGUGACGCCUCGUCUGUGUGUAACGCACACCAGUACUGUGUCCCGGGCCUUUUAGCUUCGCCACGUUUACCGUCCUCCCAGCCCUCUGAAGUUAUGGAAGAGCCCACGUGUUGUCAACAGAGUAAAAUACUGGCAACUAAUAUUUAUUGUCUUGGUAGUUUAGUUGUUUUUCUGAAUAUGUCAUGUGAAAUGGAAAAAAAAAGUGCCCUUAUCAAGAAAAAAUGCCUUGUAUGCAAACUCAAUGUAAUAAAGCUUUCAAAUUUCUUUUGAA
Mugil cephalus (flathead mullet) is the source of this 4384-nucleotide messenger RNA. It is a transcript of the gene nek7, whose product is annotated as NIMA-related kinase 7. The transcript is spliced from 10 exons. Gene Ontology annotation, molecular function: ATP binding; protein kinase activity. The record is from RefSeq and is a predicted model, not a curated record. Bases 415 to 1326 code for a protein of 303 amino acids. NCBI's taxonomy places the organism in Eukaryota, Metazoa, Chordata, Actinopteri, Mugiliformes, Mugilidae. Gene Ontology annotation, biological process: protein phosphorylation.